CGCCGCACACGGAGGCCGCAGCCGCACUCGCCUCCUCUCCUCCACUCCUCCUCCCGCAUCCGCGGAAACCCUAGCCUCCUCUCUCUCUCUCCUCGUUCACUCGUUCCUCGCGCCGCCGCCGCGACCCGCGAGCGGGAGGAGGAGCCAUGGCGCCGACCAAGGGGGAGGGGCCAGCGAUCGGCAUCGACCUCGGGACGACCUACUCGUGCGUGGGGGUGUGGCAGCACGACCGCGUCGAGAUCAUCGCCAACGACCAGGGGAACCGCACCACCCCCUCCUACGUCGGGUUCACGGACACCGAGCGCCUCAUCGGGGAUGCCGCCAAGAACCAGGUCGCCAUGAACCCCAUCAACACCGUCUUCGAUGCCAAGCGUCUUAUCGGCAGACGGUUUUCUGAUGCCUCUGUCCAGAGCGAUAUCAAGAUGUGGCCUUACAAGGUUAUUCCUGGCCCAGGGGAUAAGCCUAUGAUUGUAGUGCAGUACAAGGGUGAGGAGAAGCAAUUCUCUGCCGAAGAAAUUUCAUCCAUGGUUCUUAUCAAGAUGCGUGAGAUCGCUGAAGCUUACCUAGGGUCAACUGUGAAGAAUGCUGUUGUCACUGUUCCUGCAUACUUCAAUGAUUCCCAGAGGCAGGCAACUAAAGAUGCAGGUGUUAUUGCGGGUCUUAAUGUUAUGCGUAUCAUCAAUGAGCCAACAGCUGCUGCAAUUGCUUAUGGUCUUGACAAGAAGGCGACUAGUGUUGGUGAGAAGAACGUGCUCAUUUUUGACCUUGGUGGUGGUACUUUUGAUGUCUCCCUCCUUACCAUUGAGGAGGGUAUUUUUGAGGUGAAAGCAACAGCUGGUGACACUCACCUUGGUGGGGAGGACUUUGACAACCGCCUGGUGAACCACUUUGUCCAAGAGUUCAAGAGAAAGCAUAAGAAGGAUAUCAGCGGGAACCCCAGGGCUUUGAGGAGGCUCAGAACAUCAUGUGAAAGGGCAAAGAGGACCCUCUCCUCCACUGCCCAAACUACUAUUGAAAUUGAUUCCCUCUUUGAGGGUGUUGAUUUCUAUUCCACCAUCACCAGAGCCAGGUUUGAGGAGCUUAACAUGGACCUCUUCAGGAAAUGUAUGGAGCCUGUGGAGAAGUGCCUGAGGGAUGCAAAGAUGGACAAGAGCACUGUCCAUGAUGUUGUCCUUGUUGGUGGUUCAACUAGAAUCCCUAGGGUUCAGCAGCUUCUGCAGGAUUUCUUCAAUGGGAAGGAACUCUGCAAGAGCAUUAACCCUGAUGAAGCUGUGGCAUACGGUGCUGCCGUCCAGGCUGCUAUCCUUAGUGGAGAGGGGAACGAGAAGGUGCAGGAUCUUCUUCUCCUUGAUGUGACUCCACUGUCUCUUGGUCUCGAGACAGCGGGAGGUGUGAUGACAGUGCUCAUCCCAAGGAACACCACCAUUCCUACCAAGAAGGAGCAGGUCUUCUCCACCUACUCCGAUAACCAGCCUGGUGUGUUGAUUCAGGUCUAUGAGGGUGAGAGGACACGGACCAGGGACAACAAUCUCCUUGGCAAAUUUGAGCUGUCUGGAAUCCCUCCUGCCCCUAGGGGAGUCCCUCAGAUCACUGUCUGCUUUGACAUUGAUGCCAACGGUAUCCUGAAUGUGUCUGCCGAAGACAAGACAACUGGCCAGAAGAACAAGAUAACCAUCACAAAUGACAAGGGAAGGCUGAGCAAAGAGGAGAUAGAGAAGAUGGUUCAGGACGCCGAGAAGUACAAGUCCGAGGAUGAAGAGCACAAAAAGAAAGUUGACGCCAAGAAUUCCCUGGAGAACUAUGCUUACAACAUGAGGAACACUAUCCAAGACGAGAAGAUUGCUUCCAAGCUGCCAGCUGACGACAAGAAAAAGAUUGAGGACGCGGUCGAGCAGGCGAUCCAGUGGCUGGACAACAACCAGCUCGCUGAGGUUGAAGAGUUCGAAGACAAGAUGAAGGAGCUGGAGGGCCUGUGCAACCCAAUUAUUGCCAAGAUGUACCAGGGUGCUGGUGCCGACAUGGGUGGUGGAAUGGACGAUGAUGCUCCGGCUGCUGGUGGGAGUGGUGCUGGCCCUAAGAUUGAGGAGGUCGACUAAAUCAAUACACCUUCGUAUAUGUGAUGAGAAAAAUAUUGAUCAUACACCUUUUGUUUUCAAAUCCCAGUUGGCAAUCAUACCACUUGGGCUACUCGUACUUUCUGUUAACUAAAGACUUAUUAUCACCUGAUGCUUGAGUUUGGACUUCUAGUCUCAGAUUCGAACAGACAUUCAGUAAUGUGAUGAUGUUUCAGUUUUUACCAGGUGGCCGCGGCAGAAUUACCCCUUUUGUUUUACUGCUGUAUUACAAUUGCAAUUGAUUAUGCUAGGUGGGUUUGGCCCCCGGUUACUUAAAUA
This is a messenger RNA of Oryza sativa Japonica Group (Japanese rice), 2393 nucleotides long. RefSeq names its product heat shock cognate 70 kDa protein 2. Lineage: Eukaryota; Viridiplantae; Streptophyta; Magnoliopsida; Poales; Poaceae. Gene Ontology annotation, cellular component: cytoplasm. The record is from RefSeq and is a predicted model, not a curated record. Gene Ontology annotation, molecular function: ATP-dependent protein folding chaperone; ATP binding.